Molecule: messenger RNA, 2510 nt
Organism: Chlamydomonas reinhardtii
Lineage: Eukaryota; Viridiplantae; Chlorophyta; Chlorophyceae; Chlamydomonadales; Chlamydomonadaceae
Exons: 6
Coding region: 221-1750 (509 amino acids)
Source: RefSeq, a predicted model, not a curated record
GCUCUUCAGCGUUUCUGUGCUUAGUUUGUUGCUGCAAACCCACAAGUCAACACAAAGUGACGCCUUUGUCACGUCGAGAAGCUGGUCAAACUGCUCGCGAACUCUGACGACCUUUGCUAAAUCGUUAAGGACGCCAUGACUGUUAUAAAUCAAUAGCAAGACACACUACCGCGGCUGUUUGCGGCAAUUGUGAAGCUCACGCACCAGAAUGCGGUCGAGUAUGGCGCUUGCGCUUGCCAUGUUGCUGGGGGCGCUUUUGCCCAGUGCAACAGGUCUGGAGACCGCCGGCAAAAGUGGGCGAAAGCUGCAGCAGGUCCGCUACCCACCAUGGGCUCCGUUCCCACCGGAAGCACCGGUAUCUACCACCUCACCACCUCCCCCGCCAUCGCCCAACCCGCCAACACCGCCGCGGCCCAGCCGGCCUCCUCGGGCGCCGCCUUCACCCCCAUCGCCACCAUCGCCGCCGCAGCGGCCUCCCUCCCCAAACCCAUCCCCCCCGCAACCUCCUCCGCGGCCGCCCUCACCUACCAACCCACCACCCCCCGCUCCUCCCUCGCCACCCCUGCCACCACCUGCGCCACCGUCACCGCCCGCGCCACCUCCAUCGCCCGCGCCUCCCUCCCCGCCUACGCGCCCCCCAUCGCCCCCGGCCCCAAGCCCGCUCCUCGCCAUUCCGCCCAGCCCGCCCGCGCCUCCUGCACCACCCCCGGCCCCCCCGUCACCCCCGGCGCCGCCUUCGCCUGCCCCCGCGCCGCCCUCCCCGCCACCCUCCCCACCUCCUACUCCGCCCCGUGCCCCGUGGCCCCCGCUGCCGCCUCCACGGCCUCCCAUCUACGCACGCAGCACCUCACAGACCGACAACGCGCUGAUCGGCGUGAUGGUGCCGCUGGGCAUUGGCGUGCUGGCGGCGGCGGGGUACGUGUGCUACAAGAUCGUGACCAUCCUGAGGGCGGGCGGCGGCGGCGGGUUCGGCGGCGCGUCCAAGCCGCGCGUGGACAUUGAGAUGGGCGUCAAGGGCGGCAAGAAGGCCGGCAAGCCGACGGUGACCGCCGAGGCAACAAGUGGCGGCGGCAACGUUUUCAACCCGCUUUUUGCUUGGAGGAAGAAGAAGGAUGCGGGCGCCGUUGCGGGCGGCGCGUCAGGGCCCAACGGCGUGGCGAGUGGGCGAGGCGCGGCGGGCGCAGGCGGUGCAGCGGGCCGGGCGCAGCGGCCAGCCCGGCGGCCGGUGGACUCGGAUUCGGAAAAGGGCUCGGAUGCGUCGGGGUCGGAGUCGGGCAGUGAGCCGGAGGAGAGCGGCGCGACGCAGGAUGCCCUCCUGCGCAAGGUGCGGGCCGGACCCGGCACCAGCACGACACCGCCCAAGCGGCCAGGCGCCCCGGCGGCGCCGGCGACGGGGCGCGGCCGCGGCGCCGCGCCGCCCAGCACCGCCGGCCGUCGGCCAGUGCCCCAGGACUCGGAGGACGAGAGCGGCUCUGGGAACGGCAGCGACAGCGGGAGCGAGGCAAGCGCACCGGCAGCGCCCGUGGGCCGCGGCCGCGGCGCUGCAGGGCGGGGAGGCGCUGCGCCCGCUGCGCCGGGGCGGGGAGCUCCGGCCGCGGCCCGCGGCCGUGGAGGCGCGGCGGCGGGCCGCGGCGCCGGGCGCCAGGUGGCGGCCAGCUCCGGGAGUGAGGAGUCGGGCAGCGGCAGUGAGGAUGAGCCGCCGCCGCGGCGGCCGGCGGCACGGGCGCCGGCGGCGCGGGGCCGCCGAUAGGCGUUUGCCCACGUGCCAGCGCUUCGGCCCACAUGAAGACCGGCUGAGCUGAGGAUUUGCGUUGGGUUGGUUGCAAGUCUAGCACUUGACCAGGCCAUCGAGAGAGUAUGUACGGGCGCCGCACUGGUGUGGCUAGCCAAGCUUACUGACCUGCCAGGCCUGGCACGUGCAUGAGUCGUGUUUGUCGGGCUUGGUAUGAUAGGUUGGCAAGGUGUCCCCGGGGCCUGAGGCGGUCCUCGAACUGUCCAUGUAACCUUGCAUCCGUGAACGGUAGAUGUUAAUUGCAUUCUGGGGGAGUGCCAUUUAUGUGUCCUCGUCCAGGCACCGUAACGGUGUCAAGGGGGCCUGCGAAAUGGGCACCGUGCCAAUUGCCUCAGGGUGGCAUGCCAUGUGGCUGCCGAUUGCUGUCAAGUGGGCAAUGUUUGGAAUGCGUGUGAUGGGACUGAGUGCACCGGGCGCCGCCCUGGCGCCAAAACUGUGGGUUGGAUUAAUGAGAUGGGAUGUUCCGUUUGGUGGCAUGACUUGCUAACGAGCGGCCCUGUAACAAAGGCAAUGGUGCCCAACUGCCUGUUUGCCGGGAAGCACGGGUGGCUGGGGCGAUCUGACCGCGCGUUGUCAGGGGAGUGGCAACUGAACCUGCACGCGUCCAUUUCGCAGCCACCGGGACGGAUCAGGAUUCAAUCCUGGCAGAGUGUUCCUGCAGAACCUCUGCGUAUAAAUGACCAUGACAUCUGAACAUGCUAUCUCUGUAGAACGAGAA